CGCUCUUUUCAAUGAGAACGGUGCCGUUUCCUUUUGCCUUCCAGAUCAGAAUGUACAGUUUCUGAUCGCCGCUCGACAUUUCUCCGCCUCCAUUUUCCAUUAGAUUGAAAAGCUCAGGUCCGAAAAGCAGGGGACCAGAGGGCAAAGCAAAUAGCUUUCCCAUGGACACCCGACUCUCGGCCUCUCUCGGUCUCCCCUUUCAAACCUCCAAGCCCCACCCACCACCUGAUUUCGCUUCCCUCUUCACCCACCUGACCACCGCUCUCACAUCCCCUGCAAACCCCAUCUCAAAACCCAAAUCCCUCUCCCGACGAAAACCGCCCAAAUCACCUCUCAAUCACGCCAAUUCUACUACCUACCUCUCCUUCGCCUCCACAUCCUUAAAACCCAUCUCGGCCAAACCCCAAAAGACCCUUCUCAAGAGCCUCUCCGUCCUCGAGCGCGCCCUCAUCGGCGCUGCUGGUGGUGGCAUUGCCGGAGCUUUCACCUACGUCUGUCUCCACCCACUUGACACUAUCAAAACCAAGCUCCAGACCAAAGGCGCGUCCCAACUCUACGCCAACACCUUCGACGCCAUCGUCAAGACCUUCCAGACUAAAGGGAUCCUCGGCUUCUACAGCGGCGUUUCCGCCGUUAUCGUCGGAUCAACAGCAUCUUCCGCUGUGUACUUCGGUACCUGCGAGCUGGGCAAGUCGAUCUUAGGUGGUUUCGAUCGGUACCCAUCCGUGCUCAUUCCCCCGACGGCCGGGGCGAUGGGGAAUAUCGUUUCGUCGGCGAUAAUGGUGCCCAAGGAGUUGAUCACGCAGCGAAUGCAGGCCGGGGCAAAGGGACGGUCUUGGGAGGUCUUGUUAAGGAUUUUGGAGAAAGACGGUGUGCUGGGUUUGUAUGCGGGUUACUCUGCGACAUUGCUAAGGAAUUUGCCUGCUGGGGUGCUGAGCUAUUCUUCGUUUGAGUACUUAAAAGCUGCGGUGCUGCGAAGGACGAGUAAGACUCACCUGGAGCCCAUUCAAAGCGUGUGUUGUGGGGCACUGGCCGGAGCGAUAUCCGCGUCUAUUACAACGCCGCUUGACGUGGUGAAGACGAGGUUGAUGACUCAGCUUCAUGGGGAGGCUGCGAAUAAAGUUGCCACGGCAAUGUAUAAAGGGGUUGCCGGCACGGUGAAGCAAAUACUGAAGGAGGAGGGGUGGGUUGGGCUUACUAGAGGAAUGGGGCCUAGAGUUGUUCAUAGUGCGUGUUUCUCGGCUUUGGGAUACUUUGCAUUCGAGACGGCUAGGCUUGCUGUGUUGCAGCAGUAUCUCAGAAGGAAGGAGCUGCGCGAGGCGUCUGUUGCUCCUGCUUGAUUUGGUGGAUUUGAUUGGAUUAUCCCCCUACUCUACUCUACUGUCAUACCUAUGUUUUUGGUGAUAUAUUUUCCUUCUUAUUGACUUCCUUUGUUGAGGUUUUUUGAUAUAUAUUUAAGCUUUGCUUGGGCA
This is a messenger RNA of Juglans microcarpa x Juglans regia, 1472 nucleotides long. Its product is annotated as protein MITOFERRINLIKE 1, chloroplastic. The record is from RefSeq and is a predicted model, not a curated record. Gene Ontology annotation, molecular function: S-adenosyl-L-methionine transmembrane transporter activity. The transcript has a single exon. Gene Ontology annotation, cellular component: mitochondrial inner membrane. Lineage: Eukaryota; Viridiplantae; Streptophyta; Magnoliopsida; Fagales; Juglandaceae. The coding region runs from base 162 to 1340 and encodes 392 amino acids.